Messenger RNA from Sipha flava (yellow sugarcane aphid), 5894 nucleotides. RefSeq lists its product as uncharacterized. Gene Ontology annotation, biological process: regulation of transcription by RNA polymerase II. The record is from RefSeq and is a predicted model, not a curated record. Lineage: Eukaryota; Metazoa; Arthropoda; Insecta; Hemiptera; Aphididae. The transcript has 21 exons. Bases 420 to 5699 code for a protein of 1759 amino acids.
CUGUUUAGAGACGUUUGAUGUGAGCUAACGACGACCGUGUCCUCAGCGGAGAACUUUUUUUUUUUUUUUUGUAGGCGGAUUUCAAUAAUAAUAACAGCCGAAAUGAGAAAGAAAAAAUUUUGAAAAUUUCUAUCUCACUGUUUCGAUUUUUUAAUCACAUAGUGCCGUAGCAUGUCAGCGAUCCGAUACCGUACUUCAAUAUUUAUUUCCGAGUGAUAAAUGCUUUUCGUGUGCGCACAAUCGCAUCGUAAAGAGUAGUGUACUGUGCGUGGUCUGAAUAAAAUGGUGCAGAUGUGUCUGUUGGAAAUCGGUAUCCCAUCGUUGCCAUCAGAUUUUCAACACCACCGACAUGCGGAUUUGACACUCUAGUUGAAAAACAAAAAUGGCAAAUAAAGAACUUUGGUCCAGUUAAAACUGUUAUGGAAGCUGUACAGCAAACAGUAAUACAUCUGGACCGUGCUGCCAUGCCAUCACAAGCUCAAAUGGCGUAUUCUCAAAGGAAUCCUCAAAUUCAUGGAAGAAAUGUUAACCAUGGGGUAGUUCAAGUACCAGGAGACAACGGCCCUUACAAGCCAUCUUCUGUUGGUACUGGCCCUGUGCAUAAUAAUUUUGUUGGGUACCCAGCUAAUAUACGAUAUGUUUCUCAACCUGUAUACAUGUCAGCUACAACCACAGCAUCAAAUGCUUAUAGAGAUGCACCUUUCCAUUCUAGAGCAUUAAAUAUAUCUGAAAGAGGAUUAACAUUAAGUGGUGUUCCUUUUGAAUUAGGAAGAAGUGAUAUGAUGCCUACUGUAGCAAGGCAAAAUCGUAUAUCUUUAUUGUCAGCAACAAGUGAUUAUUACCAACGAAGUCGUUUACAAAUGGAACAUUAUCGAGAUGAAUCAUUGAGUCACAACUCUCAUAACACUGUUUCUAUGAACUUCAUGAGAGAAAGACCUGAUCAUGGUCCUCCACCUCCUUUGAAAAAACCAAAACUAAAUCCAAUUUCACCUCAACCCCCUCUUAAAAUUGAAAUAUCGGACCCCCCUUCUACAAGUGCAUAUAACCCUCAAGUAGAAGCUAUAUCACCAACCAUUGAUGAACCAAUGCCUGAGUAUAAAAAAAUUAGUGACAUUGCUCCAAAAUUAAAUAAAAUUGAAAAUGAUAUUCAUAAUAUCACUCAAGAAAUUGAAGACUUGAUUAAGUUAAAAGAAAAUUAUGAACAAAAAGAAUCAAAUUCAGAAGUUGUUAAAGUAGAACCCGAAGAAGACACAAAAAAAGAAUAUGUAGAAGAAGAUCCAAUGUUAUAUUUGACUCCAGUUCAGCAAAUUUACGCUUCAAACAGGAAAAAAGCAUAUGAAUCAAGAAUGAGUUUAGAAAAAUUUUCAAACAAAACUGAUCUUCCCUUAUAUAAUCAACCAUCAGAUGCUGCUGUUUAUCACGAAAACAGAAGAAAGUAUUCAUUAUUUAAAUCCAGACUAUUAGAGCAUCUUAGGAAAAAGAAAACUGAACAACAGGAAAAAAAAACUGAAAUUAAUGAAACUUACUCUAAACUUUAUAAAGAUUGGAUUCGUAGGGUGGAAAAAAUUGAAAGCUCACAAAAACGUAAAGCUAAAGAAGCCAAACAUCGAGAAUUAUUUGAAAAAGUAUUUCCAGAAUUAAGGAAAGCUCGUGAAGACAAAGAAAGAUUUAAUAGAGUUGGAGCUCGUAUUAAAAGUGAAGCUGAUUUAGAAGAAAUCAUGGAUGGGUUACAAGAACAAGAGAUGGAAGAUAAAAAAAUGAGGUCUUAUGCAGUUAUACCACCUCUUAUGUUAGAUCCACAUGAACGGCAUUUAACUUAUUUGAAUAAUAAUGGACUUGUGUUGGAUUACAAAACAGAAUACAAUGAAAGGAAAUAUGUCAAUAUUUGGACACAACAAGAAAAAGACGUAUUUAAAGAUCGUUUCAUUGCUCAUCCUAAGAAUUUUGGUGCAAUUGCAUCUUAUCUGGAUAAAAAAUGCCCUUCUGAUUGCGUACAAUAUUAUUACCUUAGUAAACCAAAAGAAGAGUAUAAAAGACUACUACGGAAAGCUAAGUGGCAAGCAAGACGUCGUACUGCUCAAAAUCGAACUCCUGCGAGUAGCUCAUUGAAUUCAUUGGAUAUUUUAAAUUCUACUUCCAUUGGAGUGACUACUAGACUUCAACGAGAACGUCAAGGUAGUGAAGCAGCAUCAUCAAAUUUAGCACAGGCUUCAGCAGCUCAAAAUGCAAUGCCUGAAAGUGAAGAAACUCCAGUGUCUACAGAAGUUGUUAUUGCUACUGAACAAGGUGUAAACAUUGAAACUCAAAAUCAACAGAUCAAUAAUGAUCAAAGUAAUGAAUCUGUUAACAAUUUAAUACAAACAUCUGUUGCAUCACACAUAAGUGAAAUAAAAUCGGAAUCAAAAAAGAAAGAAAGACGAAAAGAUGAUAAACUAAAAGGAGAAAAUACGAGUACAACUGAUGAAGAACUAAUGGAUUCACAACAUGAAACUGGAUCGAAAGGAGAUGUACCUAAAGGUGUAUGUGCAGUUUGUAAAGCUGAAAAUGUAGCUUGUCCUAGGAUACUUAAUCCUUCAGAUGCUACCCAAUAUGGUGUUAAGCCAGAAGAUAUUAUUCCUGGGGCUCGAGUUUGUAAUACUUGCCGUUGCAAAGUGGUUAGGUCCCAAAAUCGUCGUGUAAUAUAUUGCCCAUUACCAUCUUGUCCUACUGUUCAGUCUAAUAGUAGAAGACCAGUUAAAAGAUUACGCCCAUUACCUGCCAAAUGGAAUACUGCUCAAGAUAUUAUUGCUUUAGAAUUUCAAAUUGGACCAACAACAUCAAAGUGUUGUUCUGCUUGUUUUAAUCGUAUUCAAAGACGAUUAAUGUCACUGGGAGUAGUAGGGACUUCCAACAGUAUAAGUACCGAUACUUUAGAUGGAUGGACUGAUGAAGAGACUAAUGCAUUGAAGAAAGGAAUUCGUGAACAUGGCACCCGAUGGAGUGAAAUAAGCAAAUUAGUUGGACCUAAUAAGAGUCAUUAUCAGUGUAAGGAGUUUUAUUUUAGCUUUCGCAAAAAACUUGGUUUAGACCUCUUAGUACAGGAAUAUAAAAAGACAAACGGAAGUGAACAAAAGCCUGCUCUAACAGAUGAAGAAGAGUCUGGGUCUAGUACAUCUAGUUGUGAUGAAACUAAUCUUGUAUUAUGUGACAGUGAUACUCAAAGUGCCCCAUCACCAACGAACACUUUACCACAAACAUCACCAAUGCGAGAAACAUCAAGUCCAUCACAUGUGAAAUUGAUUACUAAAGAAACUCGAUUAGAUAAUGAAAAUGCAAUUCGUUCAGCUGCAAUCAAAGAAGAUUAUGAUAGUUCUGCUACUGAAACUGCAGAUGAAGGUAUUGGAGGUACUGCUGAAAAUGAGUCUAAUGUGUUGUUGCAACAUUCCAAUAAUGAAUCUGAAAAGAAAGAAAAAAUUGUAUCUGAUUUGAGCGUAUCAGAUAUUUUAUCUGAUGUAAUCGAAAAACAAUUUACUAAAGAACUUUCUAAUCGAGAGAAGGAAAAUAGUUCUAUGCCAACUAUAUCAUCCAUACUUUUAGAUCCUGAAUAUCCAAUUAAAGAUCGAAAUACAGCAUCUAGCAAUAAUGAAAAUAAACAACAACAGUCAAUGGCAACAAUAUCAGUUGUUCCUCCACCACCUAGGGAACUUCAUAAUAAAGAUGGUUUAGUUGUAGUUCAAGUUCAAUCUUCUAAAAUGUCUGAUGUUAGAGUUCCUGAAGGUGUAACUCUUGAUUUAAGUAUCAAAAGACCAAGAGAUGGAGAUUCUUAUACUGAUCCACCUCCAAUUAAACAUGCUCAGCCACCACCACCACCUGGAGCAAUGUAUAGACCACCUCCCACACAAAUUCAUGAAACAAAUACUUUUUAUUCUCCCCAGUUUGCUGAUUUGGCACGAAGUGGCAAGCAAGGUGAUCUAUAUUGGACAAAAAUAUCACCGCCAAAUAAUCAUGUCAUGGUCCAUCCAUCACAAUCAGUCUCCCAUAUUACUGUUAAGCAAUCUUCUCAUAAUAUAAAAAUACCACAUAAGGUAACUUCACCACAGUUGUCUGUUGGAAAUGCUGUAUCUUCAAAGUUAUCUCCAAAUAUAUUAAAUAAUGCAAAAGCUACUGGCUCUAUUAUGCAUGGUACUUCUGGUUCAACUGCAACUUUAUACAUGCCACCACAGUCAAACCGAUAUUCUCAAGCGCCUCAAGCUCCAGUUGGUUCCAUAACUCAAGGCACUCCUAUACACCAGCGAAUGCUACAUAAUUCAAGUCAAAAUAUAAAUGCUGAUUAUUAUCAAAAACGCAAUCCACAACCUCAGUACCAAUCAAGACAACCUCAUUAUAGUGAGCAGCGACAAAUUAUUAUGGACGACUAUAUUACUUCUCAGCAAAUGCACUCUAAUGUGGCAGCUCAAUUUCCGAGAGCUCAAAAACCUCCUGUCACUAGUCCAAUUUAUUAUCAACCAACUCGGCAAGGUGUAAUACAACGUCAUAAUACUGCUCCUAAAGUAACAUCACCACAAAGUUAUCCUCCGGGACAUGAAGCACUUGGGUCUUUGGUUGAUGUUGCAAUUAGGCAGCCCAGUUUACCUGUGCCUUUAAAUCAUUCUGAAGAUAGGCAUAGAGAACAAGAUCGUUAUAUGAGAGGGUCACCUGUGCCAAAGCAACAUAUGUACAGAGAACAACAAAGGCAUGAGCAAAUACAAAGAGAGCGUGAGAUGGCUGUGCAAAGAGAACGAGAAAUGCAAGCAGUAGCACAAAUCAGAGAGCAACAACAAAGAGAACAAUAUAUGAGGGAUAAACAAAUGAUGCAUCAUCGUCUUACUCCUGAACAACAUUCAAGAAUGGUAGCUGCUUCAUUUCAACAGCAGCGACAGCAAGAACAACCUAGAGUUAUGCAAAUACCAACUACUGUUUCAUCAUUUCAACAAUCUAGAUCUAAUACACCUGUAUCUCGGCAUCAAGACCCACAAUCAAAUAUACAAAAUAGAGAUAAUACUGUAAGUGGUCGAGUUUCUAGACAAGGUAUGGAAUCACAUGCAUUGACUGCUGCCAAUUUAAUUGAUGCCAUUAUCACACAUCAAAUAAAUCAAAGUAAUGAUGGAACUGGGCAUCCUCCUAAUGUUCCUCCGGUCAACAAUCAAGCUCAUAUUCAACAACAAAGAGCUGGUGAUAAAUUAUUUCAAGCAUUCCCAGAGGUAAAUGAAAAACAAAAUUCAAAACCACGAGAAAGUCCUGAAAUGAGUGGCCGUUCAGGAGAACCAUAUCCUUAUAUGCUAGCCACUGGCUUUGAACCUCAUACAUGGAAACUACGCCGUGCUUUACAACAGAAGGAAUAUGAACAACAAAUGAAGGAUGAUAAUAGUAGAGUUCGCUUUUAUCAAACUCAAGCUGAUAUACCAAUAUCACCUCUAGAUUAUGUAAAAAAUCGGAUUGUUGAAGUAAUGCGCACUUCCGAUGACGACAACAAAAAUGAGCAGGCUUACACUUAUCCAUUUUCAGCUGCAAUAAAUAUGUCAGCAUCAGCUACACAAAAGAAUAAUGAAACAUCUGAUACUAGCGGUGGUGGUGGUGGUGGUGGUGGUGGUGGUGGUGGAGGAGGAGGAGGAGGAGGCGGCGGCAGUGGUGUGGGAUCCAUGUUAACAGCGCAGUAUGAGCCAAUGUCUGAUGAAGACUAGUAUUUCUUCCAAAACACAGGGUACAUAUGUGUUGAGCAAGAUUUUUUUGUUUAGAAGUCUAGUCUUUUUCUUUUUUUUUUUUUUUUAUUAACUUGUUAAUCCAAUUUAAUAUACAUUUUUGAUUCACAUUAUAAGAAUUAUUUGUGUUCUGUUUAUUAUAAGUGUAACAUCUAAAGUAUAUUUUAUAUUUAUAAA